ACACUGUCUCCACACACGUUUGUUAUUAUUUGUGCGUUCGUUGCAAACGGAACUGCUGUUUGUGAAUCAAGAUCUCUAGAAGAUUCCCUUGAAUGCAUCUAUUCUGAGUUAUCAAGGAAAAUGGCUCAACUAGGAACGUUCAACGUCGAGCUUAAGCUCUUUUGUGUUCUGCAAUUAUCCUGCUAGGCAUGGACUGCCUAACAAGUCUCAUAGAAGCUAAUUGGCAGUCCACUGAAUACAGAAGCUGUUCUUGUUGGUGAUAAGUUUGCAUCUGAAAUAACACAGUUCUUGAGAUCCAGUUUAAAAGCUAACAUUUUAUUGAACAUUACAUAAAAUCAACACUUGAAACUAAAAUAGCAUUAACAUUUUUUUGGACAUAAAGAAAAAAAAUUGUUAUCAAUAAAAAAAAAUGGAUGUUCUGAAAGAUCAUAGUGACAACAGCAAUGGUAGCAGUGACAUCAGCAGUGAUGGGGAGGAUGGUCAUAUUAUGCUGUUCCCAAUCACAGAUGUUGAUGCUGAUGCCUCAUGUGAAUCCCUAGCUGAUCAGCACAGUGCAGUCGGUAGGGUCUCUCACAGACAUAGACAUGACAGCGAGACAGAGCCUGUCAAGGCUUUUAUAACUCUCAGAGAGAGGAGACUUAUGAAGGCUUAUUCUGGUGUACUUCCUGAUAGUAAUCUAAAACCACUAGCAAUUGCCAAAGCUCGAGAGAUUCAAUCUGCUGCUGGUCCCAAUCAGAAGCCACACUUUAAACUCAAACCAAAGUUUGAAAGAAUUAUGAAAAAGCUUCGCAAAGGUGUUGAUCAUUGGGAAAAAUACCACCUGGAUGAUAUUGAAACAGAAUUAGCCAUCAGGCAUCGCUACAACCCAAGAAAAAAAAUCUGGAUGCAAGAUCAUGUUUUGGUCAAGAUGGAGAAAAAGCCAUUUACCAGAGGUGCUAUGAGGCAAUGCUUUAGAGUCAAGAAGAAGCAUUCUUCAGUGUGCAACUCAACUUAUGGACUGGACAAAAAUGCCAGUAACUAUGUGGCUAAAAGUUACAUCGAAGUAGUAGACAGAGAUGUUUACUUUCAGGAUGUGAAGCUACAAAUGGAUGCUAAGCUUUGGGGAGAGGAAUACAAUAGGCAUAAUCCUCCCAAGAAGGUGGAUAUCUUUCAGAUGUAUGUUCUGGAGUUUCCUGACCGCCCUGGAAAGCCUUUGUUUCAUCUUGAACAUUUCAUUGAAGGGGAAUAUAUUAAGUAUAACUCAAAUUCAGGAUUUGUUGAGGAGAAUCUCAGACUCACGCCACAGGCAUUUAGUCACUUCACCUUUGAACGUUCUGGUCAUCAACUGAUUGUGGUGGACAUUCAAGGUGUCGGAGACCUCUAUACAGAUCCACAGAUUCACACAGCAGAGGGAAAGGAGUAUAAUGAAGGAAAUCUGGGGCCAAAAGGAAUGGCUCUGUUCUUUCAUUCACAUAUCUGCAAUUCUAUCUGCCAGAGUCUUGAUUUGAGUCAAUUUGACCUUUCAAACAAUGAAGUUGCAACAUGUCGACAGUUCAUUGAGAAACAGAAGUUCAACUCUAUGACCCAGCUACGAGGCAGUGAUGAUUCAUGUAUUUCUGCAUCCCCUAUGGACACAUUUGACCUGACUGAAAUCUUAGGCAGACAUCGCUCAUCAGACUCUACUACUUCUGCUGAUGAGGAUUCCUCUGGCCCACUCAGUCCUAGUAGUGAAGAUGAGCCCAUGUCAGUGGACAGUCCACUGGGGCAAAUUAGGGCCAGGAUGCGCUGGCAGAGUGAAUCUGAACAAGAGUCCUUAACUGCGGAGGAAGAAAGAAAAGCUUUCAGUGAGGCACAAGCCAUGAAGAGCAGACCCUCUACUGUAUGCCAUGAACUUGAUCUAAGGCGCAUUUCAAACACUUUAAAAAUAGGAGAUUCUGUUUUAGGACAGAUUCACCAUGAAAUGGCUAAGUAUCAUGAGAUUGGGCGUUUUUCUGUGCAAGAAGAAAUCAUAGACUGGGAGUCUGCAUUGUUUCACGAAGAGCAUGCUGCCCAGCUGGGUGUCUUGGAGGCAAUCAUCACUAUGGCAAAGUUAUACUUGGGUCUUCAGAGAGACUUGUUUGUUAACUGCAUUGUGCAGCAAACUCCAGAGAUGUUGGAUUUAGGGAUUGACUACAUGGUGCAAGCUGCAGAGGCUGGAGACAGAACAGCCAUGAUUUAUAUGGCCAGGGCGUUUGAAACUGGUGAAAAUCUAGGAACUAAAAGGUCUAUCUCCUGGGAAGAUGCAGUACAUUACUAUCAGCAGGCCAUUGAACAAAACGACCAUGAUGAAGGUGGGGAAUUUGAUUCCACAAUGGCAGACCCUGUACAUCAGCUGCUUGCUCAACAGGCUGAGAUGUAUAGAGCUGGUGGCCAUGGACUUGACAAGGAUUUGCAAAAAGCCGGUGACUUGUACAAUGAAGCUGCAGAAGCUGCAACUGCUGCUAUGAAAGGAAGACUAGCCAACAAGUACUUUAUGCUGGCAGAGGAAUGCUAUGCUGAGAUGGAUUAAGUUAA
Messenger RNA from Physella acuta, 2532 nucleotides. Its product is annotated as eukaryotic elongation factor 2 kinase. Gene Ontology annotation, molecular function: ATP binding; protein binding; elongation factor-2 kinase activity. Lineage: Eukaryota; Metazoa; Mollusca; Gastropoda; Physidae. The record is from RefSeq and is a predicted model, not a curated record. Gene Ontology annotation, biological process: myosin II filament disassembly; response to differentiation-inducing factor 1; protein phosphorylation.